Messenger RNA from Pestalotiopsis fici W106-1, 849 nucleotides. RefSeq lists its product as uncharacterized. Bases 1 to 849 code for a protein of 282 amino acids. The record is from RefSeq and is a predicted model, not a curated record. The transcript has 3 exons. NCBI's taxonomy places the organism in Eukaryota, Fungi, Ascomycota, Sordariomycetes, Amphisphaeriales, Sporocadaceae.
AUGGAUCGAAUGACAAUUGUCAAUGCUGUGGUCGAUUUCAUCAAUGCCAAACACUCACUGAGCGCUGCAUUCUUGGUAUUUGGUCGAAAUCCCUUCGCAUCAAUGUCGUCGCCGUCGCCCUCUCUACGCCGCGGCGCGGAGCCGCCGUCACCACUCGAGUUGCGCACUGGAAGAUCCUUCAAGCGGCGCUUUGAUCCAGAUGUAACAGACGACCAGGAUCGUGGAAAAUCGCCCAAGCGCCGUACUCUCAAGAACUAUGUAUCCUUCAAUCCAUUCGAGUCGCAACAUCAGAGACCUAAUGUGUCUAUCCCGGGGAAGAGGCUGUUUGUCGAUCGCCAAGCUCAGAAGCAGCCGCAGCAUCCUCCUCCGCGACCAAGCACUCCAGAGCCCCCUCUGAUGCUGGCCAUUGAAGACAGUUAUCGAAAAUACCAAACGGCCAAAUUCUCCGAAGUAUUGACAAAGAUUGACGCCACCAGCGAGCACAUCACUGAAGAAGCCCUUUCGCAAACCCACGCCGGACAGCUGGCUAUGGAAAAGUUUUCCAGUAAACACGCCAGCAUUCUCGAAUCCGUCCUGGAAGUCAAGACCACGCUGUCCGUAUCGAGUCCAAAUGGAACUCGGCGCGAGAAGGACGUGCUCAUAUCCGACAUGAUAGCCGAUGCAGAGAGACGGGCCAAUACAACCGCAAAGGAGCUCGAACAGCUAUGGGCCGACACGACCGUGGCCCCUCCCGUCGGCGACCUCGAUUCGGAACACGCUGCUGCUAUGGCUGAAUUGGAAGAAGAACUUGACAAGAUGGGCGAGAACACUAUUGGCGAGUACGACAAAUACGAAAAGGUACGUUUCUAG